Molecule: messenger RNA, 5263 nt
Organism: Molossus molossus (Pallas's mastiff bat)
Lineage: Eukaryota; Metazoa; Chordata; Mammalia; Chiroptera; Molossidae
Gene: PPP2R5C
Product: protein phosphatase 2 regulatory subunit B'gamma
Exons: 15
Coding region: 5-1825 (606 amino acids)
Biological process (GO): protein dephosphorylation; signal transduction
Cellular component (GO): nucleus; cytosol; protein phosphatase type 2A complex
Molecular function (GO): protein phosphatase activator activity
Source: RefSeq, a predicted model, not a curated record
AGCCAUGCCGAAUAAAAACAAGAAGGAGAAAGAGAUACCAAAAGCAGGGAAAAGUGGGAAAAAUUCAAGAGAAGGACAAGACAUAGUGGAACCAGAGAUUUCCAGCAGGAAAAGCAGCCUUAUUUCUGUCUCAUCUCCAGUACCUAGUAAAAUAAAAGUGCCAGCCACUCAGUCCAUAGUGAAGAAAGACAAACGGCAGAGUUCCUCCAGGUUUAGUGCCAGCAAUAAUAGAGAACUGCAAAAGCUACCAUCUUUAAAAGAUGUUCCUCCUGCUGAUCAAGAGAAGCUUUUCAUCCAGAAGUUACGUCAGUGUUGUGUCCUCUUUGACUUUGUUUCCGAUCCACUAAGUGACCUAAAGUGGAAGGAAGUAAAACGAGCUGCUUUAAGUGAGAUGGUGGAAUAUAUCACCCAUAAUCGGAAUGUGAUCACAGAGCCUAUCUACCCAGAAGUAGUCCAUAUGUUUGCAGUUAACAUGUUUCGAACAUUACCACCUUCCUCCAAUCCUACGGGAGCAGAGUUUGACCCAGAGGAAGAUGAACCAACGUUAGAAGCAGCCUGGCCUCACCUUCAGCUUGUUUAUGAAUUUUUCUUAAGAUUUUUAGAGUCUCCAGAUUUCCAACCUAAUGUAGCGAAGAAAUAUAUUGAUCAGAAGUUUGUAUUGCAGGUAAGGCACAAAUUAGCUGAAACCACAAAAUCCCUAAUUUACAGAGAGAAUCCCAAGUCACUAAAUGUCUUUUUUUCCUUGAAGCUUUUAGAGCUCUUUGACAGCGAAGAUCCUCGAGAGAGAGAUUUUCUUAAAACUACCCUUCACAGAAUCUACGGAAAAUUCUUAGGCUUAAGAGCUUACAUCAGAAAACAGAUAAAUAAUAUAUUUUAUAGGUUUAUUUAUGAAACAGAGCAUCACAAUGGCAUAGCAGAGUUACUGGAAAUACUGGGAAGUAUAAUUAAUGGAUUUGCCUUACCACUAAAAGAAGAGCACAAGAUUUUCUUAUUGAAGGUGUUGCUACCUUUGCACAAAGUGAAAUCUCUGAGUGUCUACCACCCCCAGCUGGCGUACUGUGUUGUGCAGUUUCUGGAGAAGGACAGCACCCUCACGGAACCAGUGGUAAUGGCACUUCUCAAAUACUGGCCAAAGACUCACAGUCCAAAAGAAGUAAUGUUCUUGAAUGAGUUAGAAGAAAUUUUAGAUGUGAUUGAACCAUCGGAAUUUGUCAAGAUCAUGGAGCCGCUCUUCCGGCAGUUGGCCAAGUGCGUCUCCAGCCCGCACUUCCAGGUGGCGGAACGAGCACUGUAUUACUGGAACAAUGAAUACAUUAUGAGCCUAAUCAGUGACAAUGCGGCCAAGAUCCUGCCCAUCAUGUUCCCAUCCUUGUACCGCAACUCGAAGACCCACUGGAACAAGACAAUACAUGGCUUGAUAUACAACGCACUGAAACUCUUCAUGGAGAUGAACCAGAAGCUAUUUGAUGACUGCACUCAGCAGUUUAAAGCAGAGAAACUGAAAGAGAAGCUAAAAAUGAAAGAACGAGAAGAAGCAUGGGUUAAAAUAGAAAAUCUAGCCAAAGCAAACCCCCAGUACACAGUACAUAGUCAAGCGAGCACCGCAAGCAUCCCGGUUGCAAUGGAGACAGAUGGGCCCUUAUUUGAAGAUGUGCAGAUGCUGAGAAAGACAGUGAACGAAGAGGCUCGCCAGGCACAGAAGGACCUGAAGAAGGACCGGGCUCUGGUGCGCCGCAAGUCCGAGCUGCCUCAGGACCCCCACACCAAGAACGCCGUGGAGGCUCACUGCAGAGCCGACCAGCUGCUGUCCCAGGACGGCCGCUAGCCCCCGCCGUCGGCUCGGUCCUGGAUUCUAUAGAAACAUACUUUCGUGCCAUACAAAUCAGUUACACUCAGAGUCCGAGCUUUCUUCGCCCCCGUCCUGUAGGCAGUAACGCACUCCCGCCCCAGCUCGAGAUUAGGAGUUCAAACAAUGGUGACUCAGACCCAGGCAGAGCUGGCCACAGCGUCCCUGUCGAGGCCCCAAACAUGACAGUGUCCCAAAGUCAGAGCUAAGGCAAGCACCCUGGUCAUCACCUUUACAUUCUACCCAAAUGGAAUUGAUCAUUUAAAAUAGGUGGUUCUAAGAGAAUAUCAAUGUUUUUCAAAUCAAAGGAACACCUUUAAAAAGUACUUCAUAUCUUUAAGACUUUACCACCUUUGACAUUGUUUCCACAUGAUUGUUUACAUCAGCAGUUUCUUUCUGUUUUGGUUUUUUUCUUCCCAUUGAAAUGGUUUUUUGCUGUCAUCAUUCUAACACAGGAAAGGGGACGCGACAAUCCUCAGCCGCUGUUUUCCCUGAGGUACCCUUCACUUUGAGGAACGACACGUACACCGUGUCCGACUUCUUGUGGAUUUCUAAAGCCAUAUUUGCCAGUCGGUGGUCCAGCACCAGGACUCCUGGAGUGAGUGCAUAGGAGACAUCUCUUUACAGGAGCCUUUUCUGUCUCCCUUGGCUAGAAUUGGGGUUUUUUAAAACGUUGUGUUCAUUUUUGGGUUUGCAGAAUUUUUUUUCUGUACUUACACAUUGUUGCCCUUUAACUAGGCUCUUGAAUUAAUAAAAUUAGAGUCUCUGAGAAUUCCACACUUUGCAGAAAGCUAGAAUGAGAACGUUUUGAGUUCAGCCAGUUCUUGGCAGAAUGCAAACUGCGGCUGCCUUUGGGCAAAAGUCACAACAAUACCCCCAUGCUGGCGUGACAUUCAUUAUUGCUGUGACGUGGUUCUAAGAGCUUGGAGAGACAGGAUGACUUCAGAUGAGUCCUUAUGUUGAAAGGAGCACAUGUAGUAUGCACCUCGUAAGGAAAAUACAGUGUCUGAGUUUUCAUCAAAUGCUGCUAUCUAUUUCCCAGACUUCCUUGCAUGUGUUGAGCUUCUUGUUUUUGAUGGAAUAGCACGAGGAAAAAGUCUUUAAACUUAGUGCUUUGUAUGUUCUUUAUUUCUCUCAGGGUGGCCAGUAUCUUGACUUAUUUAUCCUGCUUGAAAGCUAUUUGAGAUGUGUACUGCUAUUCUAAACAAGUGAUUCUAGUUUUUUGUUUUGGAGUUUUUUUGUCUCCAGCAUAAGAUUAUAUAACUUAAUGUUAAAUGUCUUCAUGCAUAAAGAUAAAACGUGGCUUCUUUUAGGAUGUCUUCUAAUUGAGGUCUUGGUAUCCACUCAAACGUCAAAGCAGACAUCGUUCUCUGCCACUUAAAUCCACAGACGAUGUGUAUGUCCUGUGUCUUGGAGGAAACUCCCCAGGGGGAGGGGACUUUGUGUGAAGCCCACGUGCUGAAUUAAGAGUGCCCAGCCAGCCAAAAGUGGAAACCCGCUUUGUGAGCAGACACACUUCCUGAGAAACUUGAUGAGUAUAUAUCCAUUUUACCAUUAUGAAAUUUACCAUUUUAAAAAAUUUAGAUGCCUUCUCCUUUUGAGGGAAAAAGGGUGCUUUUUAUUGUAUAAAGCAGCGUCUUACGUAUUUUGAUAUACCAUUGUUUGAACUUCCGUCUUUGGCUGGCAGAUGCUCAGAUAUCCUUGAUUUUGGAUGUUCAGUAUGUUUGUGAGAGAGCUUUCUGGAAGACUCUUUUGCCCUAGGAAAAAAGCAAAAUUUCAGUGUUUGAGUGAUUGUGUGAAAUUCAUGGUUUAAGAACAUCUUUUGUCUAGGUUUUAUUUCUGCUCUUUAUUGAAGACAAACAUUCACCAAAAAGGGAAAAACAGUUUUGAGAGAAACUAAUUUUCUUUGACAAGAGUAUUAUUUAAUAUUUUGGCCUAUUAAGGUUUUCCUAGUUAGUAUUCAGAUUCCCUGUGCUAAUUGUUCAACUUAUAUAUUAUUAUAUAGACACAUUGUUUAUUCCGUACCAAACUGAUUUCAAACGUACUACAUCAAAACUAAACUGGUGACUGUUUUUCUUCAUAAAGUUCUGCAUUUGGCAUCCUCACUCUUCACAGAAUGUAUCUGUACAUCAGAAAUGUCACUAUUCCGAGUGUCUUUUUAGUGUGGCUUUAGUAUGGCUUCCUUUUACUAUUGUACAUACAUUGUAUCUUUGUUUUAUGGUAAUAAGUAAUAAAAAUGUAGACAUCAUAUUUUGUACAAAAUGUCCUAUGUACAGAAUAAAAAAGUUCAUAGAAACAGCAAAAGUAGGUAAGUGGCACAAUUAUUUUUCUUUAGAAAAUAUCUGUAACUUUAUGCUUUAGUGAAAUGUUAAGUACCUACAUAUUUUUUAACAUUUUGUAACUCAAAACUUUUUGUUUUGACAUUGUUUAUGAAGAGAAACUUCAUACACUUGCCAUUUAAUAUGCUCUUUUAUCUAAUUUUAAAAAACUCUAAAAAUGGUGUAUUAUAUGGACUAAAUAAAGAACAUGUGAAUUUUACUGCUCAUCAUGAAACUAAAUGUAGCCAUGGUGUUGGGCCAGCUGGUUCUGCCCGUGAUUGAGUCACUGUUAGGGACGGGCGGGUGUCCCUGUGCGGCCGGCCGGAGCCAGGUCCUUCCCCAGCGUUCCGUGAGCUCGCUUUAAUUCUCUGAAGGGAAAGGGAAAGGUGUCUUUAUAUCCACCAUCGCACUUGUUAAAUAGGCAAAUGUGGAUCGAAACACAGUUUGUGGAAAUGGAAUUAAUUGAGCCCUGAUUGUGUUUUAAAUGAUUCUUGAAAAGCCGUUAAUGUCUUGGAAAUAGAGUAGAAUUGCUGAGAGAAUGAACGUGGGGUGUAGGCAUCCACCCCUGCCCAGCGCAGCCCACUGUCCUCACAGUGCUGUUACUGAGAAGUCGCCAGGAUCCUGGGAUAGAGAUUUCCUCACCUCUCCGUGGUUGCACUUGAUCAAACAUUCCAGAAGGUGGGUUGUGACCUGUGCUCCUUAGUGUCCUUGUCUAUCAGAUGGUGUUUGUGACUCCCUUUCACGUUGGAAGAGUCACUGUGGGAGCCGGGGUGCAGUGAAGAAACCGAGCUCCAGGCAGCAGGUGGCCCUGGGACCUGCCCAGUGUCUGGCCUGGGCGUCUGGUAACCUUGUGGGGUAGUUUGGAGAACCACACAGUCCCUGCUUCCCCCUGGGGGCAGGUACAUUGCUCAGGAGACCCUUCCAAGCUGCUGCGGCUCCCACUGUUGCUGUUUCCUCAGACUAGGUGUUCCUCAUCUCCCACCUUGAAAUUGGAGGAAGCCGCUGUGUUUAGUAACUUCUUCCGCUCAAAAAUUCUUGACAGCCCUGGCCGGUUUGGCUCAGCUGUUAGAGCAUCAGCCCGCGGACCAGUGAGUCUCGG